UUUUGUAUAUAGAAAGUCAACUUCUUCUACAUAAAAUGCACAAGCAAGUGAUGAAUAUUUUAACUCCGUCCCUCUUUUGUUUCUCUUGAGGAAGCUCAUUCUGUCUCCAUCUCUUGCUACCUAGCCAUGUGUGACUUCUUCUGGCCAAGGAUGGAGGGCUAUCGGGGGGACCUCACCGACAUCGUCAUAUCGGGUAGCCGAAGCCAUGGGGAGCUUCAACCGGUGGCCACUGAUGACCCAAUAUCCUUCCCUUCGUCAAGAAGCCCUAACAACAACAACAACAACUUUGGUGGUGGCGAUGAGCUUAACUUUGCCAUGGUUAGGCCUUGUGAUGACUUGCUGAGGGUUCUACAGAUCUCCCCCGGAGGCAGUGACCUACCCGGGGUCCCGAGGCCGUCUCUGCCUGUGCUCGGCGGCGUUGAGAUGGAGAUCUCUUCCACCAACACUCAAGGGAUCAAAAGAAGGAAAGGUCAAUCCAAGAGAGUGGUUUGUAUUCCGGCGCCAGUCGUGCCCGCGGCGGCGACUGGGCGAACCAGCGGUGAGGUUGUUCCUUGUGAUCUGUGGGCUUGGAGGAAGUAUGGGCAGAAACCUAUCAAGGGCUCUCCUUAUCCAAGGGGAUACUACAAAUGUAGCAGCUCCAAAGGAUGCUCGGCGAGGAAGCAAGUGGAGCGUAGCCGAACCAAUCCCAACAUGUUGGUCAUUACCUACACCUCUGAGCACAACCACCCGUGGCCAACUCAACGCAACGCCCUCGCGGGCUUGACCCGGUGCCACCCUCCGAAAAACCCUAAAUCACCCCCACUAUGGAAGGAAGAACCGACCGAACGAGUAAAGGAUGGAUCACUACUCCGCGUCCAAGAAACCGAAGAGGAAGAUGAUUUAGACCUAAUAACCAUGAUGAGUCAAAACUUCGCCACAGAUGGAAAUUCAGAGGAAGAGGAGGAGAAGGAAAAGAGCGGGGUCGAGGGCUUAAUGGGCAUGUUCAACUGGGCAAGAAGCACCUGAGCUAAACAAGAUAGUCAAUAAGAUGUGUGUAGAACCAUAUCAAUAAUGAGUUUAACUUGAUGUAGCUAACUAUGUGGUAGAUUUAUAGAAUUAAUUAACUCAAGUA
Zingiber officinale is the source of this 1111-nucleotide messenger RNA. Its product is annotated as probable WRKY transcription factor 27. The transcript has 3 exons. The coding region runs from base 127 to 1005 and encodes 292 amino acids. The record is from RefSeq and is a predicted model, not a curated record. Gene Ontology annotation, biological process: regulation of DNA-templated transcription. Gene Ontology annotation, cellular component: nucleus. NCBI's taxonomy places the organism in Eukaryota, Viridiplantae, Streptophyta, Magnoliopsida, Zingiberales, Zingiberaceae. Gene Ontology annotation, molecular function: transcription cis-regulatory region binding; DNA-binding transcription factor activity.